UUCCAUUUCAUUUUCCUUCGUCACAACUCACAACCCCACCGGGAAUUAAAUUUAAAAUCCCCCCCACUCUCUAAUCACUCUCUCUCCCUCUCUCUCUCUCUCUCUCCGUAAAACAAAUUCCCAUUUACCAAUUCCAAUUCCAAUACGUUUACUCUCUCUCUCUCUCUCGCUCUCUAUUUUCCUCGGAAUCAUCGGUGCGAUUGUUGACACACACACACACAGCAAAAUGGAAGAAGAAGCUUUCUCAAGCUUUCUUCACUCAAAUUCUUCAGUCUCUCUGACUCUCUCCGAGUUUCUUCUCUUCGCUUCAGAUCAAUGAAGACCAACUGUAACAGAUCUCUACUUCCCUGAUCUUUCGUAUAUCUCAGAUUCUCAUAUAAUCGCUAAUUGAAGAAUGUGCAGUGGUCCAGAGCGAUCAAAAUCAUCACCAUCAUCAGCAUCAUCUACGUCUCCAUCUGUGUCAACUGUAGAAACCACAUCUAACAACAAAGACAUGAAUAACCUAACUGUUCAAACUGAAGAUUCUUUUUCCAACUUGCUCGACCUUGCUGCUAACAAUGAUGUUGAAGGCUUUAAGCAAUGCAUCGAGAGGGAUGCUUCGAUUGAUGAGGUGGGACUCUGGUAUGUCCGCCAAAGAGGCUCAAAACAAGUUGUUCCAGAGAAUAGAACUCCAUUAAUGGUUGCUGCAACCUUCGGCAGUGUUGACGUUCUUGAAUUCAUACUCGUGCAUUCUGAGGCUGACGUGAACUUUUCAUGUGGCCAAGAUAAAACCACUGCCCUUCACUGUGCUGCUUCUGGUGGAUCUCUUAAUGCAGUUGAUGUUGUAAAGCUGCUUUUAUUAGCCGGUGCUGAUCCAAAUUGUACAGAUGCCAAUGGUCUUCGCCCCAUUGAUGUUGUUGUUGAUGUUGUUCCACCAAAGUUGCAGGGCAUGAGAGUGGCUCUUGGAGAGCUUCUCUCUCACAAUGCUUCUGAUGGCUCCAGUGGUGAGCGCCAUCUACGAGUGUCUAUUAGUUCCUCUGGUUCUGACUCACCAACUCUAUCUUCAUCACCAGAACAUGGGUUGCCAUCUCCUUCAGAGUUUGUAUCUUCUCCUUUGAAGUAUAAUGAUGCACCUAUUCAUUUUGCAUUGGAGAAGAAAGAGUACCCUGUUGAUCCAUCGCUCCCUGACAUUAAGAACAUUAUUUAUGCUACGGAUGAGUUCCGCAUGUUCUCGUUCAAGGUUCGUCCUUGUUCACGAGCCUACUCCCACGAUUGGACUGAGUGCCCAUUUGUGCACCCUGGAGAAAAUGCUCGUAGAAGAGACCCGAGGAAGUACCACUACAGCUGUGUGCCUUGCCCUGAUUUUCGAAAGGGGGCUUGUAGACGUGGGGAUAUGUGUGAAUAUGCUCAUGGAGUUUUUGAGUGCUGGCUCCACCCGGCACAAUACCGGACUCGGCUCUGCAAGGAUGGUACCAGCUGCAAUAGACGGGUCUGUUUCUUUGCGCACACAGCUGAGGAGCUCCGCCCCUUGUAUGUAUCUACUGGAUCUGCUGUCCCAUCACCUCGCUCAUCUGCCUCCGCUGCUAGUGUCAUGGACAUGGCUGCUGCAAUGAACCUUUUACCUGGUUCUCCGUCAUCAAUCUCUGCUAUGUCGCCUUCGCCAUUUGCUCAACCCAUGUCUCCAUCUGCAAAUAAUGGCAUUUCACACUCAUCUAUGGGCUGGCCCCAGCCAAAUGUACCAACCCUUAAUCUUCCUGGAAGCAACCUUCAAUCUAGUCGCUUGAGAUCUUCUCUUAGUGCCCGAGAUAUCCCCCCUGAGGAUUAUAAUAUGCUGUCUGAUUUUGAUGCCCAGCAACAGCUUUUAAGUGACUUGAAUUGUUUUUCACAUUCCCGGUCGAAUUCUAUCUCUGUGAAUCGUUCUGGUCGGUCCAAGACACUAACACCUUCAAACCUUGAAGAGCUAUUCUCUUCUGAGGUUUCAAUGUCUCCCCGAUAUUCUGAUGCAGCAGCUUCUGCCGUGUUCUCCCCUACUCACAAAUCUGCUCUUCUCAAUCAAUACCAACAGCAGCAGAGCAUGCUAUCGCCCAUUAACACAAAUGUUUUCUCCCCCAAAAGUGUUGAGCACCAUUUAUUGCAGGCUUCGUUUGGUGUUCCAUCCCCAGGAAGGAUGUCUCCAAGGAAUGUAGAGCCAAUCUCCCCAAUGGGCUCCCGACUCUCUGCAUUUGCUCAGCGCGAGAAGCAGCACCAACAGCUGCGCAGCCUCAGCUCGCGGGAUCUUGGAACCAAUAACCCAGCCUCAAUUGUUGGCUCUCCUGUGAAUUCUUGGGGAAAAUGGGGCUCCCCAAAUGGAAAAUUGGAUUGGUUGGCUAAUGGAGAUGAAGUGGGGCAACUACGAAGAUCAUCUUCUUUUGAGCUUGAUAACAAUGGGGAGGAGCCUGACUUGUCUUGGGUCCAAUCUCUAGUUAAGGAAUCACCACCUGAGAUGAUGAAAGAGAAGUUGGCAGUUCCGGUCUCGGGUGCUGCAGCAUCCGGUGAGGGUUUGAAUUCUAAUUCUCAAAUUGAAUCCGUUGAUCAUUCAGUUUUAGGAGCUUGGCUUGAACAGAUGCAGCUUGAUCAGCUCGUAGUUUAACGAAAUUGAAUUCUUUUUUUUACUCGAUGAGAUAGGGGAAAAAAAUUGGAAAGGUACAUACAAUUUUUUGUGGGUUACUGUUUUCUGUUCGGGAAGGUAACGGCAGGGAAGUUUGAGAUUGGUGGUGAAGGGUGAAGAAUGACGGGAUAAAGUUCUGGAAAUGAUUCAAUAUUUUUUUUACCAUUUAUUGUUUACAGCAGAAGUAUGGAGAGAAGGAAACCUCUCUCUGGGCUAAUAUUAAAGAAAACCAGUCCAGGUUAGGUAUCUCUCUUUAAAGAUAUCUGUUCUUAGGGUAAUUUUUUCUUCCUUGAACUUUCAUUUCCUUCUUAGAGGAAGCCGAAUGUUAAAUUGCAACAAAAUCAUUAGCUUUGUAACUUCUUAAAAAUGUAUCUUUUUUCUUCAAUAUUCUCUUGGGUUGAGCCAUUAUUGGUUGAACAAAGAAAAAGAUUGUGGGGGAGGUUAGGUCUCAAGAUGGGGUUCAAAAUGGUUUUCGGGGAUGUGUUUCCAUUCGAGAAUUCAAUAUUUUGUAAGGUUAGUGAGAGAAAAGUGGGGGGAAGGAAAUAUGUUUUAUUCGAUGUUGUAAAACUCAAUUAAAGUUGUUAUUAUAUCAAUACCUUUAUUUU
Quercus lobata is the source of this 3231-nucleotide messenger RNA. Its product is annotated as zinc finger CCCH domain-containing protein 30-like. Gene Ontology annotation, molecular function: metal ion binding; protein binding. The transcript has 2 exons. Lineage: Eukaryota; Viridiplantae; Streptophyta; Magnoliopsida; Fagales; Fagaceae. The record is from RefSeq and is a predicted model, not a curated record. Bases 395 to 2608 code for a protein of 737 amino acids.